ACUGUUUACUUCCACACUUCCUUGAACCACCCUGGCAUCGCUGCCGUCGUGGAAGUGGUGGUGACGGUCGGGAAAGGGGACGAGGCCGCUCAGCAGCUGUCCUGCGGCUUUGGACUCAUCCCCCUCUUCGGCAGCGGGUCGGAGGCGACAGACCCAGCCACCGAGGACAGAGUACUGAAGCUGUACCAUGGAACGCCACGCGCCUUACUGCACCCGCGCUUCCAGGACCCCAUGGAAAAGAACAAAUACCUGACGGUGAUGGAGAAGAGCCACCUGCAGUACUCCCUGAAGCCCCACCAGCCCUUGGAGACCAUAUUUCACCUCCUUCCUGAAAACCUUCUGAUGUCUGGGCUGCAGACCGUUCCCGGCUUGCUGCCAGCGUAUGGAGACGCGAGUGACUGCUUGCAGAAACCCCGGCUGAUGAAGCCAGUCACCUGCUACCUGGAGAGACUGUCUGUCCGGCUGUACCCUUCCUUGGAGGAAUUUGAGGAAGAACUGCUGGACUUGCUGAACAGCGAUCGCUUACUUCAGGCUAAUGCCGCUCCGGAUGGCAACGAGGUGGCGGUUCGGGAGCGGCGGCUGCACGUCGGAGUCCACAACGGCCUGCGCUUUGUCCAGGUGCCACAGGUGGCCGUGCUGGUGCCGGAGGCGGAGGCGGCGCAGGGCAGCUGCAUGGAGGUGCCUGGCUCCGGAGCCAGGGGUGCAGGUCAAGCCCUGGUCCUGAGGAGCCGCAUCCACCUGAGCGAAAUGGUCCCUCACCCAGCGUUCGGAGUCUGCUUCCAGCUGGAGUACGUCUUCUGCAGCUCGGGGAGAGCCGGCAGGAAG
Phaethon lepturus (White-tailed tropicbird) is the source of this 825-nucleotide messenger RNA. It is a transcript of the gene NPHP4, whose product is annotated as nephronophthisis 4. The record is from RefSeq and is a predicted model, not a curated record. The transcript has 6 exons. The annotation marks the transcript as partial. Lineage: Eukaryota; Metazoa; Chordata; Aves; Phaethontiformes; Phaethontidae. Gene Ontology annotation, cellular component: cytoskeleton; non-motile cilium; ciliary transition zone. Gene Ontology annotation, biological process: negative regulation of canonical Wnt signaling pathway; protein localization to ciliary transition zone.